AUGAAUAUUGCACGGCCAAACGGAUCGGAGGUGACCUCGGUCGCCUUCUCGUUCUACGAUCCCGAGGAGGUCAAGCAGAUCUCUGUCAAGCAGAUUGUCAACCCUGUUCUGUUUGACAACCUCAACCACCCCACCAAGGGCGGUCUCUAUGACCCUGCCCUCGGACCUUUCUCUAAGCAGCACAUUUGCGCGACUUGCUCGUUGGAUCACUUUGCCUGUCCUGGACAUUUUGGACAUAUCGUGCUGCCAUGUCCCGUCUACAACCCCAUGUUCUUCCCUCAGAUGUACCAGGUCCUCCGCUCCGCCUGUUUGUUCUGCCACCAGUUCAGGAUGUCCAGGAGUGAGACACACCGCUUCAUCGCCAAGCUGCAGUUGUUGAACAAGGGACGCUUCUUGGAGUCAAAGGAGAUCGACAGCAUCCCCGUUUCGAUCAAGAAAGGUAGAAGCAAGGACGCUAUGGAAAUCGAUGGCGAGGACUCGAUCUUGACAGAGGACGAAUACAUCGCCAACCUGGAUGCCUUUGUUCAAAAGAGCCUGAAGAAGGCCGUUUACGGCCACGAGGACUACAAGACCACCCUUGUCAACGACGAGCGCAAGUGUGUCAUUGCCGACUUUUACCGCCGCGCUACCGCCAAGAAGAAGUGCGAGAACUGUUUUGCUUUCUCGCCUUCGUACCGCAAGGAUGGAUUCGCAAAGAUCUUCGAGAAGCCCUUGACCAACAAGCAGAAACUCUAUAACACAGCCCAAGGACGCCGGGAGGCUAACAUCUUGACUGCCGUCAAGAAGGCCGUCGCCAGCGAUUCCGACUCUGCCUCGGAACACACCGAGGACGAGGAGGAGGAUGAAGAUGACGAUGCUCAAAUGUCCUCAGAGUCAGAUGGAGACAAGAAGAAGGCCAAGAAGACCGCCAAGAAGGACAAGGAGACCAAGACCAAAAAGUCAAGGAACAUUGUUGACAGCGACGACGAUGAAGUCAUGGACAUCAAGGACAACAACAAGUUCUUGACAUCCCUUCACAUCCAGAACACUCUCCAGCGUCUCUUUACCGUCGAGCAGCAGAUGUGCACCCUCCUCUAUGGCACCAACGGUCCUCAGAUGGCAAAGAAGUUCAACGGCAAGGUCUCUGCCUCCAUCUUCUUCAUCGAGAUCCUCCCCGUCGCCCCCACCCGUUUCCGUCCCGCCUCCGUCAUGGGCGACAAGCUGUUCGAGAACCCCCAGAACGAGCACUUGGGCAAGAUUCUCAACACCUGCGAGCGCAUCCGCGACCUGACCAACACCGAAAAGACCGACAAGGCUGACCCCGCCAAGGCUACAAAGUCCAACUCCUUCAAGUACUUGAUCGACGCCUGGAUCCAGCUCCAGCACGAUGUCAACUCGCUCAUUGACUCGACCAAGAACCCCACGAUCAUGCGCGGUGGCAAGUUGCCUCCCGCAGGUAUUCGCCAGGGCCUGGAAAAGAAGGAGGGUCUGUUCCGUAAGCAUAUGAUGGGUAAGCGUGUCAACUACGCUGCCCGUUCCGUCAUCUCGCCCGACGUCAACAUCGAGACCAACGAAAUCGGUAUCCCUCCUGUUUUCGCCACCAAGCUCACCUACCCCGAGCCCGUCACCCACUACAACGUCAAAGAGAUGAGACGCGCUGUCAUCAACGGUCCUUCCAAGUGGCCCGGUGCAGCCUACGUCCAGCACGAGGAUGGCGCCCUUUCCUCCCUUGCCAACCUCUCGAUGGAGUCCAGGAUUGCUCUUGCCAACCAGCUCUUGACCCCUCAGGAUAACCACAGCGGUGUCUCGACCACGUCCCCUUACCCUACUCGCACCCAGCCCACCAACAAGAAGGUCUACCGCCAUCUCCGCAACGGCGAUCUCUUGCUUCUGAACCGUCAGCCUACCCUCCACAAGCCCUCGAUCAUGGCCCACAAAGCCCGUAUCCUGCCUGGUGAGCGCACCAUUCGUAUGCACUACGCCAACUGUAACACCUACAACGCCGAUUUCGAUGGAGACGAAAUGAACGUCCAUUUCCCCCAGAACGAGAUCGCCAGAGCCGAGGCAAAGUUGAUCGCCAACACCGACUCACAGUACUUGGUUCCCACCUCAGGUGCCCCUCUUCGUGGUUUGAUUCAGGAUCACGUCGUCGCUGGUGUCUGGAUGACCCUCCGCGGCUCCUUCUUUGACCGUGAGGAGUACCAGCACUUGCUCUACGGUUCCCUUCGCCCCGAGAUCGAUAACACUGGCAACGGCAGGAUCUUGACCCUCCCUCCCUCCAUCUGGAAGCCCGUUCCCCUCUGGACUGGAAAGGAUGUCAUCACCGCCAUUCUCCACAACUUGACCAUCGGCCGCCCCCCACUUAACAUGACCGCAGGUGCCCAGGUCAAGGCUCAGUACUUUGGCAAAGGAGGAGAGGAGGAGUCGAUUGUUCAGAUCAUGGACGGUGUUCUUGUGACGGGAGUCCUCGAUAAGGCCCAAUUCGGAGCAAAGUCGUUCGGUCUGGUUCACAGCUGUUAUGAGAUCUACGGAGGAGACAUUGCAGGCAAGUUGCUCAGUAUCUUUGGCCGUCUCUUCACCCGCUGGACCCAGCGUUGGGCCUUCACCUGUCGUAUGGAUGAUCUGCUCCUCACCCCCGAGGGUGACAAAUGGCGCCGUGACCUCCAGAACGGAGGCAAGGAAAUCGGUACCAAGGCUCAGCUCAAGUACGCCAAGAUGGAGUGCACUGUUGACCAGCUGAAGGGCAGCAAGAAGCUCCAGAAGGACUUUAAGGGCAAGCUCGAGGUCGUCUUGCGCUCUGACGAGCAGUUGGCUGGUUUGGAUGCCACGAUGAAGUCGACUGUCAACGAGCUCACCACCUCUGUUCAGAACGCCUGUAUCCCCAACGGCUUGUUGAAGAAGUUCCCCCACAACAACAUGCAGGCUAUGACAGUGUCUGGUGCCAAGGGAUCGUAUGUCAACGUUACCCAGAUUUCCUGCGCUCUCGGUCAGCAAGAGUUGGAGGGUCGCCGUGUGCCCAUCAUGGUCUCCGGAAAGUCGCUUCCUUCGUUCGCUCCCUUCGAUUCGUCUGCACGUGCUGGAGGUUACAUUGCUGGUCGUUUCUUGACCGGUAUCCGUCCCCAGGAGUACUACUUCCAUUGCAUGGCCGGAAGAGAGGGACUUAUUGAUACCGCCGUCAAGACCUCGCGUUCUGGAUACUUGCAGAGAUGUUUGAUCAAGCACUUGGAGGGUCUUAAGGUCGGCUAUGACCAGACUGUCCGCGACUCGGAUGGUUCGAUCUUGCAGUUCCACUAUGGUGAGGAUUCGCUCGAUGUCAUCAAGCAGGCCCACAUCAACCAGUUCAAGUUCAGUGCCGAGAACUCGUUGGCCCUCAUUGCCAAGUACAGACCUGCUCAGGUCCUUCCCUUGCUCGACCAGGAGGAGGCCCUCAACCACAACAGACGCGUUGCCCGCAAGCCCCACAAGUACGACCCCACCCUCAGCUUGUACUCGCCCAGCUCCUAUGUCGGAGCCGUCAGCGAGGCCUUUGAGAAGAAGUUGAACGACUAUGUCGACAAGAACCCCGAUGGCAUCAUUCAGAGCACCGACGGCACUGUCAACAAGACCUCCGAGCGUUACAAGGGCCUGGACAAGAGAAAGUUCAAAGCCAUGAUGUACCUCCGCUACAUGAACUCGCUUGUCGAGCCCGGUGAGGCUGUUGGUUUGCUUGCCGCCCAGGGUGUUGGUGAGCCCUCGACCCAGAUGACGCUCAACACUUUCCAUUUCGCCGGAUUCGGAGCCAAGAACGUUACACUCGGUAUUCCCCGUCUUCGUGAGAUCGUCAUGACUGCCUCGACCAAGCUCAAGACCCCCACCAUGACCUUGAACAUCAAGCCCGGUGUCACCGAGAGCCAGCUCCAGUCGUUCUGCCAGGAUACUUCCCGCCUCACUCUUGCCCAAUUGAUCGAUAACGUCCAGGUCACUGAGCGUCUGAUCUCCAAGUCUGCCGACACCAAUUUCAGGCGCUACAAGGUCUUUGCCAUCCGCUUGAACCUCUUCCGCGAGGACGAGUACCUUUCCGAGUACGGAGUGUCGGCCGAGGAUGUCGAGUCGGUCAUUGAGUCCCAGUUUGUCAAGAAGCUCGAGAGCGCCAUCUUGAAGGAUAUCCGCCGCUUCCGCGCUGCCCGCAAGACUAAGGGUACCAGCCCCGACGAUAUUGGCAAGGGCAAGAAGGUCGGCUCUUCCGGAUCCGAUGACGUUGAUGCCUCCAAGGCCAACGGUGCCGAGGACAGCGAUGACGAUGCAGAGGAUAGUGACAACGAGGGCCUGGAUGGUGAUGCCUCGGCAGAAAAGUCUUCCAAGCGCUCCAAGCAGCAGGCUUCGUAUGAUGAGCCCGACUCGGAUGAUGAGGAGGUGAUCAAGUCUGCCGACAAGGCCCAGAAGGAGCUCGAUGGUGAGGAUUCGGAUGUCGAUUCGGACGAGAGCGCCGAUAGCGAGGAUGAGGUCGAGGAUGAGGCUGACAAGCGCAAGCGUCAGGCCCGCGAGUCGAAGCAGGCUGCCGUUCGCGAGAAGAAGAACGCCGAGAACCGCCGCGAGCGUGAGGAUCGCAUCUUGGCCACGAGCCCCUAUGUCAAGAACUACUCGUUCGAUACUGAGCAGGGAUCGUGGUGCGAGAUCGAGAUGCAAUUCCCCGCCGAUACCAAAAAGCUGUUGAUGGUCAACCUUGUCAGCGCUGUUGCCCCUACCUGCAUUCUCCACGAGAUCAAGGGUAUCGAACGCGUUUUCAUGUCGGAGGACGAGAAGGGCACCCCCCAGGUUGCCACCGAGGGUGUGAACUUGAAGGGUAUCUGGGAGUACGCCGACUUGAUUGACGUCAACUCGAUCUACUCCAACGACAUUGGCGCCAUCUUGAGGACGUAUGGUGUUGAGGCUGCCCGCAUGGCCAUCAUUCAGGAAAUCAGCGGAGUUUUCGGUGCCUACGGUAUCGAUGUCGACCGUCGCCACUUGACCAUCAUUGCCGACUACAUGACUUUCGAGAGUGGAUUCAAGCCAUUCAACCGUAUGGGUAUCGAGUCCUCAACGUCGCCCUUCUUGAAGAUGUCGUUCGAGCGUACGUGUCACUUCUUGACCCAAGCCACUCUUCAUGGAGACUAUGAUAGUCUGGAGUCGCCCUCUGCCCGCAUUGUGAUGGGCAAGGUCGUCGAUGGAGGCACUGGAUCUUUCGAUGUGAUGCAGCCCUUGGUUCCCGAGUCCAACGCUGUAUAA
Molecule: messenger RNA, 5223 nt
Organism: Linnemannia hyalina
Lineage: Eukaryota; Fungi; Mortierellomycota; Mortierellomycetes; Mortierellales; Mortierellaceae
Source: the annotation of a GenBank genome assembly